AUGGCUUCACUCGCCGUUGCACUCGGCGCGACUCAUUCCAUCGCCGCGGAUGCUGCGCGGAUCUCCCACCUCUCCGCGUUUGCCCCUGCCUCCGCAUUUUCACCACCCGCGCCGCUGAGAAUCCGCGAUCGCCGCAAUCACCCCCGCCACACCCGGGUUUCCGCAUCGCUCUUCGGCUCCUCUUUCCCCCCCGCCUCUUCCGCCGCUUCCGCUUCUUCCGCCUCCCAGGCAACUGCGGCGGCGGAAGCGGCGGGGACGACGGUGUGGUUCCAGAAGACGAUCGAGCUGCCGCCUUACAAACGAGGCUGCCACAUCAUCACGUCGCAGAUCAUGCGGGCCGUGCCAGAGAUCACUGAGUUCCGCGUCGGCAUUGCAAAUAUCUUUGUGCUGCACACCUCCGCCAGCCUGACCAUCAACGAGAACGCAAGCCCAGACGUGCCUCUGGACAUGGAGGACGCUCUCAACCGCAUUGCACCGGAGGGCAACCAUUACCGCCACUUAGAUGAGGGUUAUGAUGACAUGCCAGCCCACGUGAAGUCUUCUCUAAUGGGCUGCUCGCUCACCGUCCCCAUCAUGUCUGGUCGCUUCAAGCUCGGCACAUGGCAGGGCAUCUAUAUGAACGAGCAUCGCAAUUACGGGGGGGCGAGGCAGCUGUGUGUUACCAUUCAUGGGGAGAAGCGCGCUGAUGGGCGGUGA
Closterium sp. Naga37s-1 is the source of this 696-nucleotide messenger RNA. The record is from the annotation of a GenBank genome assembly. Lineage: Eukaryota; Viridiplantae; Streptophyta; Zygnematophyceae; Desmidiales; Closteriaceae.